Messenger RNA from Bipolaris zeicola 26-R-13, 831 nucleotides. RefSeq lists its product as uncharacterized. Gene Ontology annotation, molecular function: signaling receptor activity. NCBI's taxonomy places the organism in Eukaryota, Fungi, Ascomycota, Dothideomycetes, Pleosporales, Pleosporaceae. Gene Ontology annotation, cellular component: membrane. The transcript has 4 exons. The record is from RefSeq and is a predicted model, not a curated record. The annotation marks the transcript as partial.
GAAUUGCUUGAAUGGCAUGAUUUGUUGCAUUGGCAACAAGACAAUGAGUUUAUACUGACAAAGCACCGACGAGCAACCUUUUCCUAUCAGCGCUCGCUCAGGAGUGUGUUCCAAAUUCACAAUGAGACCGUCAACAUUUGGUCGCAUAUCUUGGGUACUGUGGGCUUCCUGUAUGCCAUGGGUGCUUUGGAGCUCUACAUGAGGGAAUUGGACAGGCAUGCAAAAGAUGAGUUGGCAGUGUUGAUCUACUUCAUCUCGGUCAUAGCAUGCUUCUUUUUUUCAUUUGUUUACCACAUAUUUCUAGACCACAGUCAAAGCGCCCGCACAUGGACAAGUCGCUUUGACUACCUCGGCAUCGUGGUUCCUCUCUGGGGUACCACCAUCGCCAGCACCCAUUUUGGCUUUCGCUGCGAACCUGACCUGCGCAAGACUUACAGUGUCUUUGCUACGGGCGCAGGGCUCGCAUGUGCAGUCACUACACUUCAUCCUUCCUUUACCGGCACGGCUUCCAAGGGUUUCCGGACAGUAACCUAUCUUCUCCUUGGGCUUUCUUCAUUCCUGCCCAUUAUUCACGGUUUGCACCUCUUUGGGUGGCAGCAAAUGGAGCAGAGAGUGAGUCUCUCAUACUAUCUCGCACUCGGGCUUUGUCACGGCACAGGUGCAGUCACGUAUGCAAGCAGGGUGCCUGAAAAAUGGUAUCCAAAACGUUACGAUCUUGUCGGUAGUAGCCACCAGAUUAUGCAUGUGCUGGUUGUGUGUGGCGCGACAGCAUAUGGCUUAGGUGUGCUCAAGGCAAGAGAACAUUGGAAAGGCUUCCACUGUGCGGGUCUU